Myxocyprinus asiaticus (Chinese sucker) is the source of this 9471-nucleotide messenger RNA. RefSeq names its product rho-associated protein kinase 2-like. The record is from RefSeq and is a predicted model, not a curated record. The coding region runs from base 770 to 4921 and encodes 1383 amino acids. Gene Ontology annotation, biological process: embryonic morphogenesis; actomyosin structure organization; mitotic cytokinesis. Gene Ontology annotation, cellular component: centrosome; cytoskeleton; cytoplasm. The transcript is spliced from 31 exons. Gene Ontology annotation, molecular function: ATP binding; small GTPase binding; Rho-dependent protein serine/threonine kinase activity. Lineage: Eukaryota; Metazoa; Chordata; Actinopteri; Cypriniformes; Catostomidae.
GGUAAAGACUGCCUGUCGUGUUGAUGUCAGAGCAACGAACUCGAGCUGCCUGCUGUAAUACCGAGGAACGGAUCCGCGAAACUUGCGGACGAGGCGACCGAGUGUCGCUGAGGCGAGAUGCGGGGACACUCUUGGAAGGCGCUUGCGAGGAACUCAAAAUAAUUCUUUCUGUAAGAAAAUUAUAUUCAAAGUAAAAUAAGACGCGCUGCUUUCGUUUCACGUCGCAGGUUGUGGUCUGGUCGAUUCAAUAGAUGCUCGGUUUCGAAAAACUGCGGGCUUGUUUAUGAACUGGGGAAGAUCUGAAGUCGAGCUCAGCCAGUCCAGAGCGCCCGGUAGAGGGGCGACAGGAGGGGAGGGGUGAAGAGAAGAAGAGAAGGGGGAGAGAGGCGGGGAGGAGAGGGGCGCCCAGAAAACGCCCUGUUGCUGAAUCCUCUCAAAAUUAAAACUUUAUAACGCCAUUGACGGGACGGUACAUCUCUCUCAUGAAGGGAUGGGAAGUUUGAGCUCAGUUGCUUAAAAUAAUCACUUCAUACAUUGUUUUGGGGGAAGUUUAAACAAUCUCCAGUGUUCCCAUUGGAUUAUUUUUUUUCCGCUGUAUUCUGGAUAAGUCUGGGGUACUUUUUUGGAGGGCGGCGAGUCGGAGGCUGUCUAGGCCCGCGGUCACGGCUCGACAACGAGAGAGAAGAUAUUGUAUCUUUUUAAUGUGAACCAGAAAAGUUGGCCAGAUCGCACUUUUCAUUGCUCAGACUGGCGCCAGGAGAAGGCAAACAUGUCGCUGGGUGCGGAGAGAAGGAUGGAAAACCGGCUGAGAAAACUGGAAGCCAUGAUCAAAGACCCGCGGUCUGCGAUCAACUUGGAAAGUUUGCUGGAUUCCAUGAAUGCUCUGGUGUUAGAUCUGGACUUCCCGGCCCUGCGCAAGAAUAAGAACAUUGAGACCUUCUUAAACAGAUAUGAGAAGGUUAUGAAUCAUAUUCGGGAGCUCCAGAUGAAGCCGGAGGAUUUUGACAGAGUGAAGGUGAUAGGUAGAGGAGCAUUCGGAGAAGUUCACUUGGUGAGGCAUAAGGCCUCUCAGAAAGUGUAUGCAAUGAAGGUGCUAAGCAAAUUUGAAAUGAUUAAACGCUCUGAUUCUGCCUUUUUCUGGGAAGAGCGUGAUAUCAUGGCCUUCGCAGACAGCCCAUGGGUCGUACAGCUGUGCUGUGCGUUCCAGGAUGACCGCUCUCUCUUUAUGGUAAUGGAAUACAUGCCAGGAGGAGAUCUCGUCAAUCUCACCAGCACGUAUGACGUUCCGGAAAAGUGGGCAAAGUUUUAUACAGCUGAGGUUGUGUUGGCUCUGGAUGCCAUUCACUCCAUGGGCUUCAUUCACCGAGACAUCAAACCAGACAACAUGCUGCUGGACCGUUAUGGACACCUCAAACUUGCAGACUUUGGGACCUGCAUGAAAAUGGACGAGACAGGAAUGGUUCACUGUGACACUGCAGUCGGGACCCCUGAUUACAUCUCACCAGAGGUUCUCAAGUCUCAGGGAGGGGACGGUUACUAUGGACGUGAGUGUGACUGGUGGUCAGUUGGAGUAUUUAUCUACGAGAUGCUGGUCGGUGAUACGCCUUUCUACGCUGAUUCUCUGGUGGGCACCUACAGUAAGAUUAUGGAUCAUAAGAACUCUCUGAACUUCCCUGAUGAUGUUGAGAUCUCACAAGAAGCGAAAAACAUCAUCUGUGCCUUCCUGACGGACAGAGAGGUUCGCCUGGGCCGUAGUGGCGUAGAAGAAAUUAAAAGACAUCCUUUCUUCAAAAAUGACCAGUGGACCUUCAGCACCAUUAGAGAGACUGCUGCUCCUGUGGUUCCAGAGCUGAGCAGUGACAUUGACACCAGUAAUUUCGAUGAGAUAGAAGAUGAUAAAGGAGAAGUGGAGACCUUUCCGACACCUAAAGCCUUCGUCGGCAAUCAGCUGCCCUUUGUGGGCUUCACCUACUUUAAAGAAGACCAGUUGUUGAAUGCUGUUAACAGUUUAGCAAUGAAAAAUGAUCACCCCGCAUCCAGCAAGAGAGAGGACUAUUUAGCCCUCCAGAAGAAACUUCACUGUCUGGAAGAGCAGCUCAAUAAUGAAAUGCAGGCCAAAGAUGAAAUAGAGCAAAAAUACAGAAGCAACUUCAACCGCCUGGACAAGAUUACCAAAGAGCUCGAUGAAGAGAUAAAUGGCAGAAAAGCAUUGGAAACGUCUCUUAGACAGCUGGAGAGAGAGAAAGCCCUGCUGCAGCACAAGAGCGUGGAGAGCCACCGCAGAGCCGAGAGCGAAGCUGACCGCAAACGCUGCCUCGAGAAUGAAGUGAACAGUCUGAGAGAUCAGCUGGAUGAAAUGAAGAAGAAAAACCAGAACUCGCACAUCUCCAACGAGAAAAACAUCCACCUGCAGAAACAGCUGGAUGAGGCGAACGCUUUGCUGCGAGCAGAGUCUGACGCGGCCACACGUCUGCGUAAAUCUCAGACGGAGAGCUCCAAACAGCUGCAGCAGAUGGAGGCUCACGUGAGGGAACUGCAGGAUAAAUACUGCAUGCUGGAGAACAGCAAGCUCACGCUGGAGAGAGAGAACAUCAGUCUGCAGGCUGCACUGGACACAGAGAAACGAGAGCAGACACAGGGCUCUGAGACCAUCUCUGAUCUGCAGGCACGGAUCUCUGGUUUGGAGGAGGAAGUGAGACAGGUGAGACAGGCCCUGUCUAAAGCAGAGACAGAGAAGAGGCAACUUCAGGAGAAACUCACAGACCUGGAGAAGGAGAAGAGCAAUAAAGAAAUUGACAUGACCUAUAAGCUGAAGGUGUUGCAGCAGGGUUUGGAGCAGGAGGAGGCGGCACACAAGGCAACAAAAGCUCGACUUGCCGACAAGAACAAGAUCAGCGAAUCCAUCGAAGGAGCCAAGUCUGAGGCUGUGAAGGAGCUGGAACAGAAGCUACAGGAGGAACGUUCCUCUAAGCUGCAUGUGGAAAACAGAGUGUUAGAACUGGAGAAGAAGAGCUCCAUGCUGGACUGCGACUAUAAACAGUCACUGCAGAAACUCGACGAACUGCGACGACACAAGGAGAGACUCACUGAGGAGGUUAAGAAUCUGACUCUGAAGAUCGAGCAGGAGGUUCAGAAACGCAGUUUGACUCAGAAUGACCUGAAGGUGCAGAACCAGCAGCUCAGUGCUCUGCGGACAUCAGAGAAACAACUCAAACAAGAGAUCAACCAUCUGCUGGACAUCAAACGGAGCCUGGAGAAACAGAACGUGGAACUGCGCAAGGAGCGUCAGGACUCUGAUGGACAGAUGAAAGAACUGCAGGAUCAGUUUGAGGCAGAGCAGUAUUUCUCUACACUGUAUAAGACACAGGUGAGGGAGCUGAAGGAAGAGUGUGAAGAGAAGAAUAAACUCUAUAAAGACAUGCAGCAGAGUCUACAGGAGCUACAGGAGGAGAGGGAUUCUCUUGCGGCUCAGUUGGAGAUCACAGUAACGAAAGCUGACUCUGAGCAGCUGGCGCGCUCCAUUGCGGAGGAGCAGUAUUCCGACCUGGAGAAGGAGAAGAUCAUGAAGGAGCUGGAGAUCAAAGAGAUGAUGGCCAGACACAGGCAGGAGCUCGCUGAGAAAGAUACCACCAUCACCUCAUUAGAGGAAGCUAAUCGCACAUUGACGAAUGAUGUGGCAAACCUGGCCAAUGAGAAGGAAGAACUCAACAACAAGCUGAAGGAGACACAAGACUACCUGCAGAAUCUGAAGAAUGAAGAGCAAUCCAUAACGCAAGUGAAACUUGCCCUCGAGAAACAGCUGCAGUCAGAGAGAACUCUCAAAACACAGGCUGUAAACAAGCUGGCAGAGAUUAUGAACCGGAAGGAGGUCCGAGGUGGCGGCAGUCGUCGUGGAAAUGAUACAGACGUGAGGAGGAAGGAGAAAGAGAACAGGAAGUUGCAGCUGGAGCUUCGUUCAGAGAGGGAGAAACUCAAUAGCACCAUCAUCAAAUACCAGAGAGAAAUUAAUGACAUGCAAGCGCAACUAGCAGAUGAGUCGCUGGUGCGUAUUGAGCUGCAGAUGGCUCUGGAUAGUAAAGACAGUGAUAUUGAGCAACUGCGCAGCCUGUUGAACUCACUCAACGUCCAGUCGCUCGACUCGGCCAGUAUGAGCAGCGGUCCAGACAUGGACACUGAUGAGUCACUACCAGAGACAAGGCUGGAGGGUUGGCUGUCUUUACCUGUGAGAAACAACACCAAACGCUUUGGAUGGGAAAGAAAGUAUGUUGUGGUAAGCAGCAAGAAGAUUCUCUUCUACAACAGCGAGCAGGACAAAGAGCAUUCCAAUCCUUACAUGGUGCUGGACAUAGAUAAACUUUUCCAUGUGCGUUCGGUAACCCAGACAGACGUUUAUCGUGCUGACGCCAAAGAGAUCCCCAGAAUAUUCCAGAUCUUGUAUGCGAAUGAGGGCGAGAGCAAGAAAGAGCAAGAACCAGAGCCUCUCCCUGGCGACAAGUCCAGCUACAUGUGCCAUAAGGGUCAUGAAUUCAUCCCCACACUCUACCACUUCCCCACUAACUGUGAAGCCUGUACCAAACCCCUGUGGAACAUGUUCAAACCACCUCCAGCUCUGGAGUGCAGACGAUGCCACAUCAAGUGCCACAAAGACCAUAUGGACAAGAAAGAAGAGAUCAUUGCUCCCUGCAGGGUGAACUAUGACAUAUCUACGGCUAAAAAUCUGCUGCUGUUAGCCAUGUCUCAGGAGGAACAGCAGAAGUGGGUUAGUCGACUCAUGAAGAAGAUCCCCAAAAAACCUCCAGCACCUGAUGCCCCUCACCGCUCCUCUCCCAGAGCUUCUGUUAAAGUACAAGCCAGUCAAUCCAUGAGGAGACCCAGCCGACAGAUGGCCCCCAGCAAACCCAGUCAGCGAUGCACGAGCUAGUGGCGCCAUCCAGCGGAUGUGCGAGGGAAGACACUGAGCAGCGCAUCAUAUGAGGUCAUCCAAUGUUUAUAAUAUUUCAAUCCAAAUCAUGAAGCUUGUCAAAAUGAUCCCAUCCCAAAUGUUGGCUAUAGAUUUAAUAACUUCUGCACUCUAUUUGAGUGGUUUUGUGCUGAUCAGUAAUGGCUUCAGUGUGUGUUUGUCAAGAAUUAAUGGCAACACUUUACAAUAAGUUUCUAUUUGUUAAUCACUUGAUAAUUCAUUUUAGCUGAAUGAUUUAAGUGUGAUGAACUAACAAUGAACAAUAUCUUUUUUUACAACAUUUAUUAAUCUCUGUUAAUGUUGGUUAAUAAAUAUAAAAUUGUUUAUGUUAGUUCCUAAUGCAUCAAGUAAUGUUAACAUAUACAAAUGUUAUAUUUAGAAAAUGUAAUAUAUGUUAAUAUUAACAUUUACCAAGAUUUAAAAAUGUGUAGAAGUAGAUUUAAUUGUUAGUUCAUGUUAACUAAUGUUAAUAACUGGUGCUUUUUUUGUGCUUAGCCGAUCACAUGCCCGUGUCUGUACCAGUGUUAUAAUCAUUAACAAAAACUAUCUAAAACAUAGUCAAAAUAAAAAUAAAAAGUGAAAUUAAAAUACUUUCUUCAUAACUUCAAAACGAACUAAAAUAAAAUACAAGUUGUAGUUUUUGAUUCACAGUAUAUUAUAACAUUUGAAGCAUUUACAAUUCACCUUAAUUAAUGAAAAUGUCACUAGAUAGAGGCAACGCAAGACUUUAAACAUAUUUAAAUAAUACCAGUAAACGCUUUAGCUUUGGCUGCCAUAAAAUACUAAAACUAAAAUAAAACGAACUAAACUGAAACUAGAAAACACAGAGAAAAUGAAAACUAAACUAAACUAAUACUAACAGACAAACAGGUAAAUAAAUAGGAAAACUAAACUAGAAUGAUAAAUUUAAUAUAAUAUAGCAAUAAAAACAAAACUAUUAUAACCAUGGUCUUUUUCUCAAACAAAUCUAAUUGUAUAGCUUCAGAAGACUGAAGCGCAUAAGUCAUAUGGACUACGUUUAUGGUGCCUUUUUGUGCUUUUUUCGAUCUUGACACCUCCUGGUCACUGUCUGCUUUUACUGCAUGGAAAAGAGCAGCUUAGACAUCAAGCAAAAUAUCUCCUUUUUGUGUUUCACAGAAGAAUGAAAGUCAUAUGGGUUUGGGUUACACAUUAGGGUGACUAAAUGAUGACAGGAUUUGGGAUGAACUAAACUUUAAGUCUGAUUCCAACUCACUAUUGUCAAUAGCACACAGUUUUGUUUCAACAGCAAAAGCUGUAGAGAUAUUAGGUGUAUUUGGCACUAUUUAUAGACUAGAGUACUACUCUAUAUUAUACACAGGUUUGUGUACAACGUAAAGGAACCUACAGCACGUGCAGAGAAAUAUGGCUUCAUCCACCACAAGGGACAUGAGUUUAUCCCUUUAUUCUACCACUUCCCUGCCAAUUGCGAGGCCUGUACCAAACCUCUGUGGAACAUGUUCAAACCACCUCUGGCUCUGGAAUGCCAGAGAUGCCAGAUCAAAUACCACAAAGAGCACAUGGACAAGAAAGAGGAAGGUCUCAGACCUUGUGCUCCAGACCAGUUCAACCCCCAGUUCACCACGAGCUGAGAGGAAGAACAUUGCUGACUUGGAAAUGGGAUGGAAUGUAUUGCAAUUUAAUGCCAAAACCUCCAUCACUCAAGAUCAUUAAGGGUUCAAAAUGCAGUACUUGAAUAGCAGAAUUACAGUUAUGGCCAUUGCAAAUGUCGGCUAACCAGGUCUCAAACGUAAAGCUUGAACAGUGUUGCGCUGGUGUGAAUACUCUGUUGUAGUCAAGUGGGGAUGCAAGACAACCGCUUUGGCACUAACAAAGCAAGUUUUUAUUUGUGACUAGUGGUGCUUAAUUUAAAGGUAUGCACCAUAAGAUCUGGUUUAGUUCAAACUUAGAGCUCUUUUUCUUUCAGCAGAGAAAUUCUUCACGUUUAUUGCAUUAUUGCUCAUUUGACACCAAACAAAUGUACAGCCUUCAAAAGUAGAAUUUGUUUACAUACAACUAAGGGAGAUUCAGCAGACAUGGAUGUGGCCCCAUGCUUCUUUUAAGGUGAAAUGGUGUUCUAUAGCGUCUACCUCUAAGGUGCCAAGGUCUGUCUUCACUUAACUAUCUCCAGGCUGUGCCACUAGACAAUCUAUAGGGAGAUUGGUGAAGGCUUGGAUGAAUGCUCUCUCCUCCAUCUGCAGGCCUCUGGAUUUGGAGCUUCAGGACUGGCACUGGGCUCUGGAUGACGUGGAUGAUGUAGAUGUAGACCAUACGUUUAAUAUCUAAGGAGCAUGUGUAGGGUUGAAUCAGGGUAACCAUUUAUAUAAAGGGGCUCUGUUCCAAAACCUAGUAUGCUGCCUACGUAGGCAGAAUUAUUAGGCAUCGUGCCCUCCUGAUGUGGAAUAUCCAUUCAAGAUGGUGGACAAAGUAAGAAAAAAGUAAAUUAGAAAUUAAACAAAUAGACUUAUAAUUGUAUAUAAUUAUUAUUAAUGAUAAAAAAAAAUAGUUCCAUUUCUGAUUUAAAAUUGACUUUUUUACCCAGCUAAUAAAAAUAAAUUAUGAGUUGAAUUUCCCAUGUGCUUCGCAUGAGGGAGUGCUAUUUGUAUGAAGCAGAUUUGCUGCCUAUGUAGGCAGUAGACAGCAAGGCAGCUCACUAGUUUUUGGAACUGAGCAAAUGUGUGCCCUCUUAUUUUUGAGUGCAGUGGGAUUUGGUAGCUGUUGAAGCAAACGUAAGCAUGUGUGUGUUUGGAUUCUGUUUGUGUGAAAGAUUUGUCCAAGACGGGAGAUUUGAGAAACUGCAGUAACCCAAUGGAAGUUUCUGUACCAAUUCCUCUGAUCAUACACCCUCUCCGCCCAUCAGGCCCACAGGUGGCGCUCUCGAAUUCAGAGCACAAUAGUUUCUCCAAUCAGAAUGCACCAAUAUUUCUCAUUUGCUACUGAAGGAGAGGAGGUUUGCACAGAGAAUUGGAACUUGGCUUGCUUAUGUUUCUUGUUUGACCUUUGACCCUUGACCCUCUUGCCCUAGUCCCCUCAGAUUGGACACACCAAAGAUGAGGCGAGAAGACUCCAGCAACAGCAUUCUGAACAAAUAAGUCUGUCUGAAUGUGUGUUUAUUGCAGUUUCCUUGCCGUGCUUACGAACUGUUUGUCAAGAACGCAUUUCAACUGUACUGUAAAAGAAAAACCGAAUGAGAGACAGUGUAUCAAAACAGUAUUUUUUUUAUUUGUAGGACUUAAAAUUUCACGACCCUGUUGUUGUGAGAAUUUACAGGUGUAUUAAUCUGCUUCUCUUGCGCACGAUGGCAUGCACACUGUGGUUUAUUUGUGUUAUGGAAGGAUUUUUCUUUCCUGUGGGGUUGUUAAAAUAUGGUGAAACUAACCUUCUCUCUCUGUCUUUCUCAAUUUCUCCCUCUUCUAGUUAACCUUAUUUUGGGAAUCUGGUGCUGCUACAUGGUGAUUUGGGGUUCUUCCUCUCACACCAACAAAAGACCUUUGUCGUAACUUUUCGCACAUUUUGGCAAAUCCAAAAAAGUGAGAGAUGCACAAAUGUUGAUGAAGGUUUUGCUGUCUUAUGGAUUUUAUUCUUUGGGCAAAUGGUUGCUUCAACUUCAAGAGCACCGCAAAUCUACGCAGAACAGAAAGGUCGACAUCAGGCCAAACAUCUUAUUCAUUCAAGGCCAGAGUUGACCUGGAUCCUAAGUUUCCAGCUCGGACAGAACCCUGCUGGAAAGUCUUAGGGACCAGCCAGAGAAUGUGGACGACAGCAGCACCCGAUCUGAUCGGACUGUAGUGUCUUUUUUUUUUUUUUUUGGUUGACUUUGAAGGCUGAAUGUAGACACACCACAUAAACGGCUUAAAACACCACUACAUACGUUUUUCAUUCCUUCAUUAAUCCAGUGAAACUGUAGUUUUUCUAUGGUAGAUUUCUACGAUGUUUAUAUUUUAUCUUUGUUUAACCCACUGUGUGAUCAAAGCUUCAUUUGACUGUUUACCCUCUCUCUCUGAUCAUAAAUGCGUCUCAUACCACUCUCUUCGACACCUGUUGCUCACUUCUUUCAUCAUGAGUUGAAUGUAAAGCUGAGAAGGGAACUGUAUGAACUGAACAUGUUUGUAUAAUUAACAUCAACUAGAUGUGAGCUGUACAAAUGGGCCGAAGUUACAUUUCUGAAAUGUUUGUACAUUUGAGAGCAGGAAAUUAUGAAUUUGAUUAUUUUGCCAGAUGUGGUUGACACAAUAUCAGUGCUGUCAAUCCAAAUUUCUAACCCAACAUUUCAUAUAGCCAUUUCAUAUGGAAACAAAAAAAAAAAGAAAAGCUAUAGUUGCUUUUAAAGCUAUAGUUCACCCAAAAAUGAAUAAUUUCACUCUCAUCAUUUACUCAACUCAUGCCUUCCCAGAUGUUUUUUUCUUCUGCAGAACAUAAAUGAAGAUGUAAAGAAGAAUAUCUCAGCUCUGUAGGUCCAUACAAUGCAAAUGAAUGGUGGCCAGAACUUUGAA